Molecule: messenger RNA, 3699 nt
Organism: Danio rerio (zebrafish)
Lineage: Eukaryota; Metazoa; Chordata; Actinopteri; Cypriniformes; Danionidae
Source: RefSeq, a predicted model, not a curated record
UUAAAGGGGGGCGAGCAGGCGGAGGGAGUGUGGAUAGUGAAGCUGGGUCAGUAGAGCAGCAGAGUCGAGUCUGCCUCCUCCGCCGUCAAAGUUGCUGAUGUCGCUGGUCGACUAAGAGCAAGCCUUCUUUUGCGGGACAAGUUUGUCAGGUGAACAAAGCCUGCUAAAUCGACUUGAAACUUUAAGUUUUUAACACUACUAGAGAUUGACCCGAAAGGAUAUCGGACAUUAUGAACUUGGCAGUGCCAUUGUGCGCUCGAGCGCUUUUCUUGACUCAACUUUUGACUUCAUUUCUCUUCAGCCCUGAACUGAACACACUAGGUCAGAGUGAUGGCAGUGGUGUGGUGGUGGCCAUGUACAAUAUCAGUGCCCCUCAGGGCUCUCAGGCGGUACUGCAGUGUCAUAGUCAGCGCAUGGUGUGGACACAAGACAGGCUAAAAGACCGUCAGCGGGUCGUGCACUGGGAUUUACUUCGAAGUGGACCAGAUCAUGCCAUGGAAAGGGUUGUAGACAUGUUUUCUGCUGGAGAUCAACGAAUCUACAAUGGCUACAACCAGGGACGUAUUAGCAUGUCCAAAACGGCUUUUAAAGAUGGCAACUUCUCAAUGGUAAUUAAAGAUGUUGUAACGAGUGACAAAGGGAUCUACUCCUGUAACCUGCAUCAUCACUACUGUCACCUGUAUGAGUCUGUCAAAAUUCAGCUCAAUGUCACCAAAUCAGCUCGUAAGGAGAGGCGGUUUUGGGAUGGUCAGAAGGCAGUGUAUGUGGUUCUGGUGGGCACCACGGUGGUUCUCCCUUGUUUUAACCGCCGUCCCAUCUGGACAGAGGGCAACAGUCAAGAGGAUCAGCAACAGGUAGUGCACUGGGAUCGUCAGCCUCCGGGGGUCCGGCACGACCGUGCAGAUCGACUCAUCGACCUGUACGCUUCCGGGGAGAGGCGUCAUUAUGGGCCACUGUUUGUUCAGCAGAAGAUGAAUAUUUCGGCCACAGCAUUCACACAGGGGGAUUUCUCCCUCAUCAUCUCCAACAUCCAGCUUCUAGAUCAGGGGAUAUACUCCUGUCAUCUGCACCAUCACUACUGCGGCCUGCAUGAGAGACGCAUCUUCCAGCUUACUGUGAGCCCUCCGGUCCCUCAGGAGCCCACAGAUGAACCUCAGUUUCUUCCCAAUGAAGACCCAAACACCAAUUUGGUGGAAGUGCCUCCACAUGUUAUCAACGUUAUCCUAUCAGAGCAAAGGACUCACUUCCUGCAGCAGCUGGGCUACAUCCUGGCAACUCUCCUCCUAUUGGCCCUCAUCAUGCUGGCUAUCGUUCUCCUCACACGACACCGGAAAAAACAAGGCCAAGAUUAUGAUCCACGGAAAGUUGAAAGCCCACCUUUACCGACGGUGACGUAUGUAAGCCCCACGUCAAGUGUUAAGAAAGAAUGUGAGCGUAGCUACUCAGACAUGAGGCCAAGCAUGCAGGAGGAAACAAAAUUGGACUACAAGAACAAUCUUCUGAAGGAAGCAGAAAUGUCCAAAAUAUGCUCCCCAAAAGCCAUUGACCUGGACAGAGAGAUGGAAAAAGCUUCUUGGAAAUGAGAGGUACUUUGCCACUGGCUGGUCCAGGGGCAGAUUGAAAAUGGAAGAAGAAUGAAAUGCUGAGAGGCAGGAGUGUGGCAAGGGAAUAAGAGGAAAAGGAGAGAAGGACACAGCUGUACAAUUUUUUUUCUGACUCAAGAUCCUCCAUUGCUCUCGUGAAGCUUGCAGGAAGCAAAAGAGUCUCACCAGCAGUAUUUCGGAUGACUGAUAUAUUAAAAUAAUGGCAAACGAACAUUUUACAGCACUAAUAAUAACACAGUCUGCAUUUUAUUCCCUACAUUUGUCACACGCUUUAUGAGUGAGAAGUAAACACACACAGACUGAUGUGUCCUGAGUGUCUGAAUGUUUACAAUGGGAGAUUUACACUAACUGAGAACGAAACAUGUCUGUGACACAAAUAUAUAGCAAACUUAAAACGGUAUAAACUUCUUAUUUGAUAUGGAAUCAAAAUACCGUGCAACACUUUUACAGUUUUAAGGUGAUUCAUUUGGUAAUUAAAUCAGUAUGGCCACAAAUAUUGCAAAAGCUAUAGCUAAAUCACAUCUUUUUUUCUCAGCAGGUUUAAACUGUGCAUUCUUAAAGCUGUAAUUUAUAAAUGUAGCAUUACGCAGACAUAUACACAAGGAUAAAAGGGAUAAUUUACCCAUAACUUAGCUCAUAAUUUAGCCCAGAUUGAAUCUAAACAUUAAAAAAGCUUAAUAAAUUAUGUUCUAAAUGUGAAAUAAAGGAUAAAAGGGAUAAUUUACCCAAAAAUAAAAGUUCUGUAGUCAAUAUUGUUGUUUCUUGUCUGUGUUGUCAUAUAAAAGCUCCUAUUUUAGCCCAGAAUGAAUCAAAACAUUAAAAAAGCUUAAUAAAUUAUGUUAUAAAUGUUAAAUAAAGGAUAAGAUAAAUAAUUUACCCAUAAUUUAGCUUAUAAUUUAGCCCAGAUUGAUACUAAACAUUAAAAGAGCUUAAAAAAUUAUGUUAUAAAUGCUAAAUAAAGGAUAAAUGGGAUAAUUUACUGAAAAAUAAAAGUUCUGUGAAUACUUACUGACUUACAAAACUCUGGGUUUCUUUCUUUUGUUAAACACAAAAGAAGAUAUUUAGAAAAAUGUUAAAAACAUGUAAGCAUUGAUUUCUAUACUUUCCUACUAGGGAAGUCAAUUGUAAAGUCUAAUUAUUUUCUUAUGUGUUCAACAGAAGAAAACAACUUGUAAAUGUUUGGAAACACUCGAGGGAGAGUAAAUAAUGAGUAAAAAUUCUUUUUUUGCAUGAACUACUCCUUUAAUUAAAUCACACUCAAUUAUAUUUUGCCUAUAAAGCUGAAUUUGGUCUGUUUGGUCAUGUAAAAGCUCAUAAUUUAGCCCAGGUUGAAUUAAAACAUCAAAAAGGCUUAAUAAAUUAUGUUAUAAAUGUUAAACCUACACUUUUACAGGUAAGCACAAUUAAUUUAGUCAAAUUAUUUCAUAGUGCAAGUCAGGAUAAUAUUGUGAACGCAUUUAAAUCUUUUCUUUUUUGUUCAUUUUGAUGACUGUUACCAUUUAACAAGCUACAUUUCUUUCAUUUCAUUUAUAUCCUGUCACCAACAAAUACUGUUAUCAUUUGUAUAUUUUCAUAUUAACUUUACAAGCCUUACUAACUUCUUUGUCACUGUUUGAAUAUUCUAUUAGUUCAAUGUAUUUGCUUCCAUGCUCUCUUCUAACCGCCAGCUUUGUGUUCAUUAGCAAACAAGUUAGAGUGAAACUGAUGCUAAUCCAUUAAGGUACAACAUGAAGUCAAUUUUAUUUUAGCAGCUUGUACACGGCUGUGUAUAUUCAUAGCCGUGAACAUUUCUUCUCUGGGUUACUCAGAUCUGUGUUAUGCGUAGUUGUAUCUUAUUAAGGUGAAGCUAUGAAGCAAUGCUUAUGCCUGUUAUGAUCAUUUCAUGAUACUUUAACUGCCCUUUGAAUUUCUUUAAAGCUUCCGUGUAAGAAUUUCACAAGGUUGCAGGAGGAAUUUUCUGGUUUGAUGCUAUAUAAUGGAUGCUUGAUUAUUCUCAUCCUGAAGCAGUUUUAGUAUUGAUGACCUUAUUUUCGAGUUCGCUGCCAUGUUCAAAGCAGAAUCAAAUAAAUUCAAAUAAAAGUUAACCUCUGGAUUA